Messenger RNA from Ilyonectria robusta, 1222 nucleotides. RefSeq names its product DASH complex subunit Spc19. Lineage: Eukaryota; Fungi; Ascomycota; Sordariomycetes; Hypocreales; Nectriaceae. Bases 291 to 824 code for a protein of 177 amino acids. The transcript has 2 exons. Gene Ontology annotation, biological process: attachment of spindle microtubules to kinetochore. Gene Ontology annotation, cellular component: DASH complex; spindle microtubule. The record is from RefSeq and is a predicted model, not a curated record.
CCGUCCCCUGCCUCCAACCGUGAUAUCACAACAAUCCUCAACGCCAAAGCUCCCUUCACGAUACCCCCAAACAUUGCACGCCUUUGCCCUCCCUCUCCGGGUCUAAGCCUAAUCUCCAAUCCUACGACAUUCCCGUUGAAUACCACUGGCGGAAUAGUCAGCUCGCCUCCCCCGCUCGGGAAUGAAGACAACACACUCACGAUAGUUCCCUCGCAUUUGUUCGCAGCGUCUGCCCCGCGUCGCACUCCCAAAACACCCCACGAUACACACUACGAUACACACCACCGGCCAUGGCGACCAGCACUUCCACCGCCAAUCUCUCCACCUACGCCGACUGCGUCACAUCCCUGCGCACCUCGCUCAAAUUCCUCGAAUCCUCCGUUGAGACCCUCGACAAUGGCGUCUCUGACUUCCCCCGCCUUGUCAACGUGCUGAAGUCUGUUCGCCACUACGAACUUAUCCCCCAGCCCACACUCGCCGCCGCAGAGGCUUCACUUCGCGACGACAUCGGCCCCUACAUCGCCCUGCUCCUCUCCCGCGCCGACUCUCAAAUCGAGCGCCAGGAACGCCGCAUCGAGACCUUAAAGGCCCGCGCCGAGCUGCAGCAGGGCCGUCUCGCCCGGUCCGAUGAUGGCGACCCCGAUAUCCACCUCGACAAAAAGCGCCGGCAGCACGGUAGUAACGGACGCCGGCUCACCGCCGAGGAAAGGUUGCGUGCUCGCGCGGUACGGCAGCGCAAGGAGGCCUUGCGGUAUGGCGUUGAGAGGUUAGAGCUCGAGGUGCUACAGAAGGAGAGGGAGCUGAGGAAGCGACUUGAAGGUUGAAGGACCUCGCACGUGCGAUGUGGGACACAACAGAUCCAGGGAUCCCCAAAUCCCUGGGGAUAAUGAUCUACGAUUGAUGAUAUGGGGACCCAACGUACAAAAUGGGCAAUGAUGGGUGUCCAAUCGAGAUAGGAAAGGGGCGGAUCGAGCCGAAUAUGAUCGGCAGUCGAGAUGCAACGGCUGAGCAAAAUGCUCAGUGGAUGCAUGCCGAUCCGUCGUCCGCCAACCCCUUCCGAGUUGGCAUCGGCAUUGUGACUUCCGUCCAGCAAGGGCAUCGUCUGGGACGAUUGGCCGCUCCGGGAAGAGAAGAGAGUCAGGAGUACACCAUGUUUCAAUAGGAAGCUUCAAGCUUUCUUGAGACCGGACACGCGUUCAAGUCUCGAAUGACAAAUUUGAUA